Messenger RNA from Emiliania huxleyi CCMP1516, 1065 nucleotides. RefSeq lists its product as hypothetical. The record is from RefSeq and is a predicted model, not a curated record. The annotation marks the transcript as partial. Gene Ontology annotation, molecular function: nucleoside diphosphate phosphatase activity. NCBI's taxonomy places the organism in Eukaryota, Haptophyta, Isochrysidales, Noelaerhabdaceae. Gene Ontology annotation, cellular component: membrane. Gene Ontology annotation, biological process: nucleoside diphosphate catabolic process. The transcript has a single exon.
CAAUGGGGCAUCAUCCUCGACUGUGGCUCCUCUGGCACACGCGCCCGUGUCUUCAGCUGGCCGGAGAAGGGGUGGAGCAUCACCGAGGCGGAUGUCGAGCUUGAAAUUGAGCCAGGCAUCUCGUCGUUCGCCAACAACCCGGAGGCCUUGACCGCCUAUCUCGCUCCCCUUCUGGACCAGGCCCGCCUCGCGGUACCAGACCCGAGUACUACAAAAGUCCGGGCUUUUGGCACGGCGGGAAUGCGUCUGUUGUCCGAGAUGGAGCAAGUGCCUAUCUGGUCGGCUGUUGAGGCGGCAAUCACAGCUUCUGGCUUUGAGUUUGCGGCGGCCCACACCAUCGCCGGUGGAUACGAGGGCCUCUUUAACUGGCUUACGAACAAGUACGUUCUCCAGACAACGCUCGGAAAGGAUGUGUUCCUGGGCUGCCUCGACUACGGUGGGGCGUCCUUUCAGGUCACGUUUGCGCCGGCAAGUGGAGUCAUCCAAGAUUUUGGCUACCGCCUAAGGGUUGAUAGCUCCCAAGAGCGCGUCUACUCGUACUCAUACAUGCGGUCCGGGCAAGAUCAGGCGAUGCUGCGCUAUGCAAAGGCGUUGGCAUCCAGGAGCCAGGAAAGCCCGAUUCUAGACAGCCCGUGCCACAAUCAAGGGUUCAACUCUUCCAUGAACGUGGCGGGCGCUGGCGAACGCACCCUUCGUGGCACAGGCGACUAUAGCAAAUGUAAAGAGCUCACACAAGCGCUGCUUAACCAGCAGAACGAAUGCCUGCUUGAGCCGUGUGCUGCACAAGGCGUCUAUCAGCCGCCGCCCACUGGCGUCAAGUUUUGGGCUCGGGGUGCGCUCUUCUUCACAGCCAACGGGCUCGGGCUCGUCGAUUGGGGCGACGCACAGGCACUUUCGACCAACCAAAUCAGCGCAAAGGGCGCCGAGUUUUGUGCAAAGCCAUGGGCCGACGUCGCGUCCAAGUAUUCGCAGAGCUACUGCUUCUCGAGCGCAUACAUCGUGGCAAUGCUCAACGCGUAUGCCUUUCCGCCCAGUGAUGAAACGGCGGUUGUGUACUCACGCAAG